Lycium barbarum (goji berry) is the source of this 1989-nucleotide messenger RNA. Its product is annotated as glutathione reductase, chloroplastic. Gene Ontology annotation, molecular function: flavin adenine dinucleotide binding; NADP binding; glutathione-disulfide reductase (NADPH) activity. Gene Ontology annotation, cellular component: cytosol; mitochondrion. The record is from RefSeq and is a predicted model, not a curated record. The transcript is spliced from 17 exons. Lineage: Eukaryota; Viridiplantae; Streptophyta; Magnoliopsida; Solanales; Solanaceae. Bases 170 to 1657 code for a protein of 495 amino acids. Gene Ontology annotation, biological process: cellular response to oxidative stress; glutathione metabolic process; cell redox homeostasis.
CCUUAUAAUAUUCCCUGAACCGGUGAGUACCGGUCCAUUCAAUUAAUUAUAAAUUCCAUUUCUCAUUUCUCAUUCACAACACAAUUAUUAUUUCCACAAACUUGCAAUUAAUAAUUCUCUGUUUUCUACUCCAGCAAUAGUCUACAAGCGAUACUACUGACUUAGAAUCAUGGCUAGGAAGAUGUUGAUUGAUGGAGAGUUGAGCAAAUCGGGUGAAGAAGAAGCGCAUUAUGACUUUGAUUUGUUCGUAAUAGGUGCUGGAAGUGGUGGGGUUCGAGCUGGUCGAUUUUCAGCCCAAUCUGGAGCUAAGGUUGCAAUCUGUGAGCUUCCAUUUGAUCCUAUCAGCUCUGAAGUUAGUGGGGGAGUUGGUGGAACGUGUGUUAUUCGUGGUUGUGUUCCUAAGAAGAUUUUGGUUUAUGGAGCAUCCUAUGGGCCGGAGCUGGAGGAUGCAAAGAGUUAUGGAUGGGAAGUGAAUGAGAGAGUCAAUUUCAACUGGAAGAAGCUUUUGCAUAAGAAGACUGAGGAGAUUGUACGGUUAAAUGGGAUCUAUAAGAGGCUGCUUUCAAAUGCAGGAGUUAAACUCUUUGAAGGUGAGGGGAGGGUGAUAGGUCCAAAUGAAGUUGAGUUAAUUCAACUGGAUGGCACCAAGAUAACCUAUUCGGCGAAGCACAUUCUAAUUGCAACUGGUAGUAGGGCUCAUCGUCUAGAUAUUCCAGGACAGGAGCUAGCCAUAACUUCAGAUGAAGCCUUGAGUUUGGAAGAGUUUCCAAAACGUGCUGUGAUACUUGGUGGAGGGUACAUUGCAGUUGAGUUUGCUUCAAUAUGGCGAGGAAUGGGUGCAGCAGUGGAUCUAGUUUUCAGAAAGGAACUCCCACUGAGAGGUUUUGAUGAUGAAAUGCGAGCUGUAGUUGCAAGAAAUCUAGAAGGUAGAGGAAUCACUAUGCAUCCCUGCACGACAUUGACUAAGCUUGAAAAAACAGAAGGUGGCAUCAAAGUCCACACAGACCAUGGUGAAGUGAUAUUGGCAGACGUUGUGCUCUUUGCAACUGGUCGUCUGCCUAACACAAAAAGGUUGAAUCUGGAUGCUGUUGGUGUUGAGCUUGACAAGAAGAAAGCCGUGAAGGUAGAUGAGUACUCUCGCACCAAUGUGCCGAGCAUUUGGGCCAUUGGUGAUGUUACUAAUCGAAUGAAUCUUACUCCUGUUGCUUUGAUGGAAGGAACCUGUUUUGCGAAAACUGUUUUCGGUGGAAAGCCUACUAAGCCUGACUACUCAUAUAUCCCAUGUGCCACAUUCUGCAUCCCACCUCUCUCCUGUGUGGGGCUUAGCGAAGAACAGGCCAUAGAGCAAGUAAAUGGCGAAGUUUCAGUUUACACAUCAGCAUUCAAUCCAAUGAAGAACACCAUUUCUGGACGAACAGAGAAGUCAGUAAUGAAGCUUGUUGUUGAUGCGGAGACAGAUAAAGUUUUAGGGGCAUCCAUGUGCGGUCCAGAUGCACCUGAAAUCAUGCAGGGCAUUGCCGUUGCACUAAAGUGUGGAGCAACCAAGGAGCAGUUUGACAGUACAGUGGGAAUACACCCUUCUGCUGCAGAAGAGUUUGUUACCAUGCGUUCAGAGACGAGGCGCGUUUCUAAAAACAAACCAAAGACAAAUCUCUGAAGAUGUAAAGAUGUGAUGAAACUAUUCUACCACAUAAGAUGGAGAUUUCAGGAAGGGGAAAAAAACAACUUCACGCAAUAUUUACAUAUAUAUAUGUACACGAAAAUGGAGUGACGAGAGUACUACACAACCACUCUUCAUCUACAUUAUGCAAUUUCUUUUUUGGUUUUAAUAUGUGGAGGGCCGAUAGAGAAAUAUUGGCUAUAGUAUAAUAUCUGCAUGUUGAAUAAAACUAGUUUGGUUUUUGAUAAUUGUAUUAACAGCAAGUUUCAAAUCUCAGUGAUUUGGUGAUAAGAUUAUAGAUUCAUAAUACAAUUUACGGGUUUAGUAUC